Molecule: messenger RNA, 1267 nt
Organism: Zea mays
Lineage: Eukaryota; Viridiplantae; Streptophyta; Magnoliopsida; Poales; Poaceae
Product: non-specific lipid transfer protein-like 1
Exons: 3
Coding region: 249-794 (181 amino acids)
Source: RefSeq, a predicted model, not a curated record
UGUAGAAUGUAGAGAGAUAGAGAGAGAGGAGAGAUAAUAGAAGUCGAGAACAAGUUAACACGGGAAAGCACAAAGCACCCAUGAUUCCAGUUCAUGCCAACCUCGCCGCCGUGGACCGUUGCCAUCUGUGCAUCUGGAUUCCAUAAAGGCACGCGUGCCCUGACCUCUCCACACCCCGCGUCCCACCAACUUCCAUUCCCUACCGCCCGCCCACCCCACUCCACUCCGCUCCUCCCACUCGAGCCAUCAUGGCCCUCGCCUCCCGCGCCGCCGCAGCCGCCGUGGCGUGCGUCCUCCUGGCGCUCGCCGCCUCCGCCGCGGGGGCGGGCUCCAACUCCCCUGCACCGGCGCCGGCGGUGGACUGUAUCUCCCAGGCCGCCAGCCUGAUCGACUGCAUCGACUACGUCCAGAAGGGGAGCAGCGCGCGCCGUCCGUCCGCUGCCUGCUGCGGCGAGGUCAAGACCGCAGUGGCCAGCCCCGUCAUCGUGGGCUGCCUCUGCUCCCUCGCCGGCUCCAACUCCAGUAACCUGGGCUUUCCCAUCGACAUGAAGCGCGUGCUGGCGCUCCCCGGCGCGUGCGGCGCGUCCAACGCCGCCUUCAGCAAGUGCAACAUUUCCGCGCUUCCCCCAACCGAAGCACCUGCACCGUCCGCCGCCGGGGGGUCAUCGAGCGGUGGCGCGGCGGCAUCUUCACCGCGCGCCGCGGCGGCGAGCUCUCCUCCGAUGACGGCGACCGCCCUGUUGGCUGCCGUGGCGGCUCCCCUGCUCGCCUACUACUGCUGCUACCUCUUCUGAGGGUUUCCUUCUGCUGCUGCUGCCGUCUAGGCUGAGUGACCUAUUUCUAUGUAUGUGACGAUUCAAGUUAACUUGUGGAGCGCGGCUGCGCGUGCGUUUGUGCUUGUGCAGUCGCCACUGUUGCUGUGUUCUUGCGAUACUCUUGUCACUUGAGAGGUGGUGUUGUAUGGACUGGUUUAGCUGGCUCCCCCGUGCUUCCAUCGACCCGCUUCGCGCUUCAUGUUUACUACUUGCGAUACUGUUGUUACUUGUGAUUGAUGAUGAUAAAAGCCACGGCCUGUGUUACUACUGCUGUAACAAGUCCGACAGAAGAACCAUCCAAUGCAGGCCCACGAAGGGGAUCCAGGCUGCGCCGGCCUAGUACUCGGCUUAGGGAGUUUGUGUGAGUUGUAAUUGAGAUAUAAGGGAAUAUUGAUUAGGGAAAAGGCAUCAGACUUGUAAUAAGAAUUCUGGACAGACUGUCGCUCUGCCUA